AUGGACUCUCAGCAAGGUCUUGUAUUUGUGAACAUAUCCCACCCAGACGAGACGCGAGAGAAGCGCACUCAACGUGUUAUUCGGCAGCGAGUCAUGCGUGAAAUCGGCAAGUCCAGACAAAAACGCCGAGAUGCACCUGCAGUGACUUUUACCUGGCAGCCAAUCUGCGACCCGUAUUUGACUCCGCCUAUUUCGCCCUCACUGAGCUCAUAUUCACUGCCGGUGGAGUCCACGCCAAGGGUUUUGGAACUACUUAGUUUCAUGAAUGCUGAGGCAGAAUACAAAUACCGGCCAUUUCGGAAGAUUUGGUUUUCUAUGGCCCUGAGCGAUCACAGUGCGUUCACUCUGUGUAUGGCAAACGCAGCGAUGUUCUGGGAUGAGGCUCGAUGUCCAGAGAGCUUUCAGUAUGUAAAAUCCGAGGAGGCACUGAAGUACUACGGCCAUGAAGGAGUCAUUACCACCAUUCUUGGCUUGAUUUGUCAUGAUCUAUAUGUAGGAACCUUGGAUCGUUGGACGUACCACAUUCACGGCCUGGCCCGAAUUUCACGCAUCAGAGGCGGCUUUAAAGACUUGAGCUAUGAGCUCCAACUAUUUACUUGUUGGUUUGACGUGCUCGGAUCUGCCGCUAAAGACAGUCUACCCCUAUUGCCCGAAUAUCCGUUAUCUUCUAAGACAGGGCAACAGGGGUCUAUAGACCUACCCAACCGGCUACCUCAACCUCUACUCAAGGAGCUAAUGGGAAAUUCCAUGGAUUUGGACAGUCUGACAGCUGCAUUUGAGCAAACUGCAAUCGUGUCAAAGUUUGUCAAUUCUCGCUCCCACGAUUCGGGAUUUUGGAAACUGGAGGACGACAUAGGCCCUCUCCAGAUGCUCGGGUCAACAACCCACAAGCUUCUUUCAGUGCCACGGUGGGACUCUCAGAUUGUCAACCCGCUUUCUUUGGUCCAAGAAAUGACACGACUUGCGUUGCUCAUACUACUGGCCAAUCUAAAAUUACAUUACGGAAUGAGCGCCUCUGAGAUGGGCUUAUUACAAUGCAAAUUUUUCAGCCUACUUCAAUGCCAAGCCCUUGAUCAUCACUUGCUUUCAUUUCCUACUCUUCGGCUGUGGGCUCUUGUGACUGCAGGCAUACGUUUGGAACCAGGACCAAGCAAGAAACUCGCUGUCCAGAGAAUUGCUUCACAAAUGAAGGCGAUGCGGAUCUCUAAUGGGAGCAUUGCAAUUGAAAUGAUGCACGAUCUCAUUUGGAUCAACGUUCUGAGCUCAGAGAAGGAUACUGAAAUGUUCAUCUCCGCUAUUGACAAAGAAUGUCUCAAAUAA
Penicillium macrosclerotiorum is the source of this 1320-nucleotide messenger RNA. RefSeq lists its product as uncharacterized. NCBI's taxonomy places the organism in Eukaryota, Fungi, Ascomycota, Eurotiomycetes, Eurotiales, Aspergillaceae. The record is from RefSeq and is a predicted model, not a curated record. Bases 1 to 1320 code for a protein of 439 amino acids. The transcript is spliced from 4 exons.